This is a messenger RNA of Penicillium maclennaniae, 1146 nucleotides long. RefSeq lists its product as uncharacterized. The transcript is spliced from 7 exons. The record is from RefSeq and is a predicted model, not a curated record. Lineage: Eukaryota; Fungi; Ascomycota; Eurotiomycetes; Eurotiales; Aspergillaceae. Gene Ontology annotation, biological process: carbohydrate metabolic process. The coding region runs from base 1 to 1146 and encodes 381 amino acids.
AUGAUUUGCAUGGAGUAUGGGAUGCGAGCUAGAGUGGAGCCAUCGAAAAUCGUCUUGGGCACUGGAUUUUAUGGUCGUUCCUUUACAGUCGAUGAUCCGUCCUGUAUUGAUCCAGGCUGUGUAUUCUCCGUCGCCGGAAAUGCUAGUCCCUGUACUGCCAUAGCGGGCGUGUUAUCCUACAAAGAGAUUACCGAGUAUAUAAAUACUGACGAUAUAAUUGUCUUUCUGGAUGACACCACCGCGGUGAACUAUAUAGUUUGGGACGCAGCCACUCAGUGGGUUUCUUUCGACACCAAUUCUCUGGACCAGGAUACCUACGAUUGGCAAGCUUUAAGCGGGUUGCUGAAUAAGAAGGUCGCCAGUGGGGAUCUGCUUACAGGCGGCUCUAUGAGUGACGAAACCGCGAAGGACCUAGCCACCCUCUAUUCCGCCUACAAUGGGGCGGAUUGCUACGUCUCGGGAUGCGUCGAUGUGAAUAAAGGACAGUGUAAGUCGGGAUAUAGCGUGCUCGAAUACGUAUAUUCCGCUUCUCUCAGCAUGAUUGAAGACCCAGACAAGAAGCUCUGUAAGACGGGAGACGAUGAUUCGAGUGACGCCCAGUAUCAUUUAAUCUGCUGCCCGACGGAGGCUAUGCCAGAGAGCUGCAGUGACGAUAGAUCGUGCACUGGCGGCGGCACUUAUGGUAAGGGAACUUACGAGCUAGUUGCGGAUUCUUACGCAGAUCGCACUGGUUCUAACUUCUGCACCAGUGGAAAACGUUCUCUCUGCUGUAACACUGAUUCCGCCUUAGAGAAAUGCAGCUGGACAACAUGCGGCAACUAUAGCUGCAAUGACAGCUGUCCAAACGACAAAGCAUUGAUUACGCAACGAACCGAAAUCUAUUCAAUCACCGUGGAGGGCGACGAUAGCGUCUGCUCUUCUGGUACGAAUAAGCUUUGUUGUGAUCCUCCCAACGGGGCCAACAAUUUCCCUGUUAAUCCAGAAGACCUAUUCACUUACCCCGACGAAGAUAAUAUAAGCUACUACUAUAGCGUCGAAGCCACAUCCAACUCAGAUUCAACAAAUGAUGAUAGCAAGGAUCCGUUCGCAUUUAUGAUGAUUGACGGCGAUACGAGCGCCUACGACGAGUCCUUAGUUGACCAAUAG